Mesitornis unicolor (brown roatelo) is the source of this 1040-nucleotide messenger RNA. Its product is annotated as transcription factor hamlet-like. The record is from RefSeq and is a predicted model, not a curated record. Gene Ontology annotation, cellular component: nucleus. Gene Ontology annotation, biological process: regulation of transcription by RNA polymerase II. Lineage: Eukaryota; Metazoa; Chordata; Aves; Mesitornithiformes; Mesitornithidae. The annotation marks the transcript as partial. The transcript is spliced from 4 exons. Gene Ontology annotation, molecular function: RNA polymerase II transcription regulatory region sequence-specific DNA binding; DNA-binding transcription factor activity, RNA polymerase II-specific.
GUGCCGACGUGACGGCGACGGAGCCCAGCAGCUCCGACAGCCGAGUGGAGCGCCCGGAGCCGUACGGCAGCGUGGAGGACGCCCUCCUCGCCGGGGACACCCCCUACAUCUCCCAACCCCUCACCCCGGAGAAGGAGGACGCGCUCCAGGCCGCCACCGUGGCCAACCUGCGCGCGGCCCUGCUGAGUAAGAACAGUUUGCUGUCCCUGAAAGCCGACGUGCUGGGCGAGGACAGCUCGCUGCUCUUCGAGUACUUACCCAAAGGCACGCACUCCCUCUCUCGGCCCGGCACCAACUCGAACCCUUCACGGGGCGAAUGCGAUGGCAAAGUGGAAGCCCCGUGGUCCCCCCCGCUGCCGGCAGCGCCCAUUGCCUCGCAGAGCCCUCCCCGGAGCUGCUCUGCUGGUGAAAUGUCACCAGAAACCGCGGCGAAAGGAGAUGUCCCCACCUCAACCCAGGCAGCUUACGACGGAUUUUUAGCGCUUUGGCAGCUGGAUAACUCAGGUUCAGACACGAGUUUCUCGCCAUCUGAAGACGCAGACGUAGCCGCCGAUGGGCUCUUCCUGGAUUCAGCCCCAGCCAAGAGAGCGACCUGUGGUUUCUGCCGGCGUGUUUUCCAGCGUGCGGAGGAGCUGAAGGAGCACGUCCACACCCACGCCUUCUCCAUGCUCUUCCCUCUCGACUCUGCUGACUGCCCCCCGCCUGCCCUCGCUGCUCCGGCCCAGCUCCCCCGCUUCCAGUGCUCCAAGUGCCCCGCCAGCUUCACUCUCAAAUCCAACAUGGACCGGCACCAGAAGACCGUCCACUUCCACUGUAAGAAGAUGCGGUGUCCUAACUGUGCCAAGCUGUUUCGGGACAAGACGGACUUAAACCGCCACCUUAUGUCCGUGCGCUCGAGCCAGCCUACUUUGGGGUGUCUUCUCUGUGGCAAGGGCUUUGGUACCCAGAAGAACCUCGCUAACCACAUCAGAGUGUGUUACCUGGGCGGGUUUGGGCUUUGGGGCAGUGUAGGACCAAACGAGGAGCCCCAGGAUGCGUAG